Balaenoptera ricei (Rice's whale) is the source of this 4727-nucleotide messenger RNA. It is a transcript of the gene CBX2, whose product is annotated as chromobox 2. Gene Ontology annotation, biological process: negative regulation of transcription by RNA polymerase II. The record is from RefSeq and is a predicted model, not a curated record. The transcript is spliced from 5 exons. The coding region runs from base 62 to 1654 and encodes 530 amino acids. Lineage: Eukaryota; Metazoa; Chordata; Mammalia; Artiodactyla; Balaenopteridae. Gene Ontology annotation, cellular component: PRC1 complex; heterochromatin.
GGGCGCGCGGCGGCGGUUGCUGUGCGGGGUGCGGCGGUUGCCGCGGUCUGGGCGGGGCAGCAUGGAGGAGCUGAGCAGCGUGGGCGAGCAGGUCUUCGCCGCCGAGUGCAUCCUGAGCAAGCGGCUCCGCAAGGGCAAGCUGGAGUACCUGGUCAAGUGGCGUGGCUGGUCCUCCAAACACAACAGCUGGGAGCCAGAGGAAAAUAUCCUGGACCCGAGGCUGCUCUUGGCUUUCCAGAAGAAGGAACACGAGAAGGAGGUGCAGAACCGGAAGAGAGGCAAGCGGCCCAGGGGCAGGCCGAGGAAGCACACAGUGAUGUCCCCCUGCAGCCGGCACUCCAAGCUCAAGGAACCCGACGCCCCCUCUAAAUCCAAAUCCAGCAGUUCCUCCUCUUCCUCCACGUCCUCCUCUUCUUCCUCAGAUGAAGAGGAUGACAGCGACUUAGACGCCAAGAGGGGCCCCCGGGGCCGUGAGACUCACCCAGUGCCUCAGAAGAAGGCCCAGAUCCUGGUAGCCAAGCCCGAACUGAAGGAUCCCAUCCGGAAGAAGCGGGGUCGCAAGCCCCUGCCCCCAGAACAGAAGGCGGCUCGGAGGCCCGUCAGCCUGGCCAAGGUGCUGAAGACGGCCCGGAAGGACCUAGGGGCACCGGCCGGCAAGCUGCCCCCCCCGCUCAGUGCCCCCGUGGCCGGCCUGGCAGCCCUGAAGGCCCAUGCCAAGGAGGCUUGCAGUGGCCCCAGCACCAUGGCCACCCCGGAGAACUUGGCCAGCCUGAUGAAGGGCAUGGCCGGCAGCCCCAGCCGGGGUGGUAUCAGCUGGCAGAGCUCCAUCGUGCACUACAUGAACCGGAUGAGCCAGAGCCAGGCCCAGGCCGCGGGCAGACUGGCUCUCAGGGCCCCAACUGCCAGCAAGUGCAGCCUAGGGCUGGACCUGAAGGUGAGGACGCAGAAGGGGGAGCUGGGGAUAAGCCCCCCGGGAAGCAAAGUCCCAAAGGCCCCCAGUGGUGCUCUGGAGCAGAAAGUGGGGGGCACAGGAGGGCCUCCACACGUCCACAGUGGCAACAAGGUCCCUGCCGGGUGCCUGGGCCCCCAGCCUGCACCCACCCAGGAGCUGAGCCUCCAGGUCUUGGACUUACAGAGUGUCAAGAACGGCACACCAGGGCUGGGCAUGGUCGCCCGCCAUGCCACAACCACCAAGGGUAACCCUGCCACCCACCCAGCCACUGGGAAGGGUGCCGGGGGUGGCCUCACUGCGGUGAGUGGGGCUGGCCUGCCCACCGACGGCAGCAAGAGUGAGAAGCUGGCCUCCAGGGCAGCAGCCCUGCCCACCCCUGCCGGCAAGAGGGACUUUGUCAAGGGCAGCCUGGCCCCAGGGCAGGAGGGCCACCCGACUCCGGGAGAGGCGCGGAAGACGGCUACACUGUCUGAGAUGAGCACCGGCGAAGAGAACAGCAGCUCCGACUCGGACCCUGACUCGGCCUCCCUGCCCAGUGCCGGACAGAACCUGUCAGUGUCCGUCCAAACCAGCCAGGACUGGAAGCCCACCCGCAGCCUCAUAGAGCACGUCUUCGUCACCGACGUCACCGCCAACCUCAUCACAGUCACGGUGAAGGAGUCUCCCACCAGCGUGGGCUUCUUCAACCUGAGACAUUACUGACACCCCCUGGCUGCCCGGGUCUCACCUGCCCCUCUCUGGCCUCUGGCUUUGCUUUGAUACAUGGCCCGCAUCCCAAACCCUCUCCAGGGGCCGGUGGCCUCCUUCAAGGGCAGGCUUGGAUGGGAACUCCCCUGGACCCAGCCCUGCCUGCGACUUUGGCAGGGGAGGCUCCGUGAUGCCUUGCCACCCGGCCUCGCCCUUGUUCCUACCUCUGGGCCUUCGCUUUGCUCUCCAUUUGCCUCAGGAAGUCUAGGUGGCCGCCUGUGGCUCAGCGAAAUAUUUCUCAAGAGCAUCCUGUGUUUCUUGAGCCCAACCAUGUUCGCUGUUUGAACUGCCUCCGUGGCCUGUGAUGACAACGGUGGUCACCUUGCCUCCCACUUCCCCAGGGCACAGGUGUUAGAGGGGGGGGCUUCUCCUGGCCCAGCUUGGCUGUUCCUGCCCAGCGGCUGGAAUAGAAGGUGUACUUAGGGCUGGGGGGAGGUAAGGUCUGGGGAGCUGCUCCAGGGAAGACUCUGCUCAGUGUGUGGAAGGGUGGGGGGAGCAGGAAAGGGGCCUUUCUGGUCGGAACUCCCCCCUCAGCAAUGCCUGAGCUGGCGAGGGUGAGGGGACUGCCCACCUCCCUGUCCCUGCCCCCACCCGGGACAGAUGAGGGCUGUGGCCUUAAUGUAAGAGGACAGGUGUGGCAGUUGGAUCAGGAACCCUGAAGAGGUUGGUGUUGGUGCCAUCUAACCCUGAUUCACAUUAACAACAGCAGCCCCCAAAUGUCGACUCAGAGGCCAGCAUGGGCAGGGAAGGGGCUGGUCCCAGAGCUGUUCCACCUGAACCUCCGAGUCUGGGGGACAGAAGGAGAAGGGUGUCCUGCUGCUGCCCUCCUUUCUGCCAGCCUCAAGGACUGCCUUAGUCCUAAUCAUGGCCCCACAAACUGCCCCAGAUCCACUGGGAGGUGGGUAGUUGCUGGAAGUAGGUCUCCCCUCCCGACAUCCGCUGGCUUCCAGCUGCCGUGCAGGUGCUUCCCACAGUUCCCACCUACCUUCCCCUGACAAUCCCUCCCCACUUCUGGGGGUUCCAUGUUCUCUUACCCAGCUGAGAAGCUGUAUCCCUGUACCAUUUGGGAAAUGGGACAAAAUCUGAGUGACCCAUCUGGCCUUUGGAAAGGCCGGAGCUGCCAGCCCGACUGCCUCCCCCCAGAUGGCUGAGUCCGGCAGCUGUCUUGGCAAUUCCAACCAGCAACAGAAUUGCCAUUACUGAUUUGGGGCAGAGAGGUACAUCAGUGAGUGGGGUCACUGGUCUUUGAUGCCAAAAAGAAAAGUGGGAGUGCAGGGAACUUUAUUUCUGCUUCAAUUAUCGGUUAAUAUCCGCCAGCAGGUGUGGGAUCUUCUGUUGUCCCCAUAGCCCUGAGUGCAGUGGACACGGUGGGCUCUGGUUUCUGAGGGUGGGCCUGCCAGAACUCCAGUCCCCUCAGUCCCUCACCCUCCACGCCAAAUAGGAAGAGAUGGCUUUUGUGUGGCCAAAUCGAUUUCAACAGUGUGCCUUUGGGGACAGAUCCACAUCCAGGACGUCAUUGAGGGGCAUCCAAAUGCAGCUUCCGACUCUUGUAUGUGAUAGCCAUGCUGGCUGCAGCAGGAAUGGUGCCCACCCUGGCAAACCUGAGGACUGGGGGUCCUGGACAGCCAGGCUGAAACUGGAAAGUGGGCAGUAAAGGGGGAGAAUGCCCCCUCCACUGCCCCAGCAGGGGAUGGCGAGAUGCCAGUGCACUGCACAAUCUGGAAGGAAGGGGUGCCAGCACCCUGGGCCCCUGGCACCAACCUCCCCUCCUUGUCCCCAGAUGUCCCUGGGUGAGACUAAAGGGGCUCUCCUGGGCUGCCUCCCCCCUCAAAGGAGCUCAUAACCUCCAAGUUUUGCUGCCUUAGAGGCUGCAGAGCCAGGCCAGUAGCAGCUCUCCCCUGCAAGCCCUCAGGGUGACCUUGCUCUGGGCUGAUCUGACAGCCCCAGCAGCCAGGUCUCCAAACCCUGAUUAGGUGCCUUUCUGUUUACCAGCUACUUCAAUCCCAAAGUUUGAAUCUGCAAACACCUUACUCCCAGCCACUUUGCCUUCUUGCUGUGUUGUGUGUCUUUCUUGGUGUUUGCAACUCCAAGAGGUUCAUGUUUGUGUGUGUACACACAUGUGCAGGCGUGACAGCCUUCGCUGAAGAGUUGGACAGAUGUUCAGAGUUGGUUGUCAUGUUUACCAAUAAAGUAGUACUUCUUUUGCUGCUCUGUGUGUGUGUGUGUGGCUAGGCAUUGGUCACACAUCUGACUUGUUUAUCCUGCAGGGUUUCUUAUGCGAACUGCAUCACAGUGUAUAUUGAGUGGGUGUUUUAAUCCUGUUUUUCUGUUUGCUUUUGUAACGGAUAGGAAGAAGUGGCCAGUCUAUCUUCUUCUUUAGAGGAUUUGGCAUAUUUUUAUAUAUAUUUUUUGGUACCAAAAAGAGUGUUCCUUGUUUUUGGUUACACUCAAGAUUCUGACCUGACUUAAGAGAGCUCUGGGCCUAGAGGUUUUGUUAGGGGAAAAGUAGCGGGGGAGGACCAGAGCUUUGGACCAUUGCCAAUCACUGGCUUGAUUUGUGUUUUUUAAUUUAAAAAAAAAAGCCAAAUUAUUCAUGUAUGCCACUUCUAAUUACUUUAAAGUAUGGCUGUUUGUUUGCUUUUUUAAAAGAGAACAAAAGUGAAUAUGUUAUUGCCCUGGGAAACUUAAGAUCUUUGUUGAAACAGCACAGCAGCCCAGCCCCCAUAUUCAAUCAGGACCAACCAGUUAAAGGAAAUGCUUCCCCCAGGAAACCCACAAUGGUUUGGGGGAAAGGGGUGGGAGGAGGGGAGAGGUAGUGCCUAGAGGACCAGAUUUUUGCCCAAGUGCAUCUAAAGAUUCUGUGGAUUUUCUAGUAUUUUUGGAGAACUAACACUAGGAAUCGUUUGCAGAUCUUUUUAGACUGAUGUUAAUUUAUUUUGCAGGGGAGAGUCAUUAGCAAAGGUGUCAGAGGAUUUUUGUCUUAACUUUUUGUUAACUCUUAGUAUAUCAAUAAAUUCUUAACUUUUCA